UCUGUAAUUCUGUACGUAUAUUCGCAACCGUUUUCUGAUUCCUCGCUGUUUGAUUUCAGAAAGAAUUAAGGAGCAUCGUUUUAUGCCUAGUCUCUUUUUGUUUGGAAUAUUGAUUGAAGUGUUGACAUUUUCCUUAGUUUUUUUGUAGGAUUGAUUUUUAGGUGCGAGAGGGAAAGGAUGGGGUACAUAGGGGCGCAUGGAAUAGCGGCGCUGCAUAGAUACAAGUACAGCGGAGUAGAUCACUCUUAUUUAGCCAAAUAUGUGUUGCAGCCCUUCUGGAGUCGCUGUGUUAAUUUCUUCCCUCUUUGGAUGCCGCCAAAUAUGAUUACCCUUACUGGAUUUAUGUUUUUGGUCACAUCUGCUUUCCUUGGAUAUAUAUAUUCCCCUCAAUUGGAUUCGCCACCUCCAAGAUGGGUUCAUUUUGCACAUGGCUUGCUUCUCUUCCUUUACCAGACAUUUGAUGCUGUAGAUGGAAAACAAGCUAGACGAACAAAUUCUUCCAGUCCAUUAGGGGAGCUUUUUGAUCAUGGCACAAACUAUCCAGGAUGUGAUGCACUUGCAUGUACGUUUGAAGCAUUGGCCUUUGGCAGCACUGCUAUGUGUGGACCUGCUACUUUCUGGUUCUGGUUUAUAUCAGCUGUUACAUUCUACUGUGCAACCUGGGAACAUUAUUUCACCAACACUCUAAUUCUUCCAGCAAUAAAUGGUCCUACAGAGGGUCUCAUGCUGAUAUAUUUUGCCCAUUUCUUUACUGCUUUAGUUGGUGCCGAGUGGUGGGCUCAACCGUUUGGGAAGUCCAUGCCAGUUUUUAGUUGGGUUCCAUUUAUAAAUGAAAUCUCAACAGUUAGAUCUGUGCUGUUUCUAAUGAUAGUCUUCGGUGUUAUACCGACAGUAUCAUUCAAUGUGCAAAAUGUGUACAAGGUUGUCAAUGCCAAAAAGGGAAGUAUGCUACUAGCACUAGCCAUGCUUUAUCCAUUUGUUGUGCUGUUGGGAGGAGUACUUCUCUGGGAAUAUAUUUCUCCAUAUGGUUUGAUGGGGAACUAUCCACAUUUGUUCAUUGUGGGAACUGGGCUUGCAUUUGGAUUUCUUGUGGGAAGGAUGAUUCUGUCUCACUUGUGUGAUGAACCCAAGGGCCUGAAAACUAGCAUGUGCAUGUCUUUGCUAUAUCUGCCUUUUGCCAUAGCUAAUGCACUCACUGCUAGACUUAAUGAUGGUAUUCCUUUAGUUGAUGAGUUCUGGAUUCUCCUUGGAUUUUGUGUGUACUCAGUGUCACUCUAUUUGCAUUUUGCAACAUCAGUCAUUCAUGAGAUAACAGCAGCACUGGGAAUUUCAUGUUUCAGGAUAACACGAAAGGAGGCUUGAGUAUAUUUAUUCAGUCGCUAUCUCUUUGGGGUAUGCUCAGGUUGUUUUGUGGAUGAGCUAAAGUAUGGGUAUGGUUUUAUAUGCUGAAUCUGCAAUUGCUUUUAAUGCCAUAGCUUUGGAGCUUGGGAUCACAAAAAUGGGGCUUUGAAGCCUUUUGGAUACAUAUAUAUAGUAUUGAAAAAUUUUAAUAGGGUAAUGAGCUUAGUUUAAUUACUGGCAGUUCCAUAAGAAUUUUAAAGGAAUACCUUGUACUGAUUCUAUCUUUUAAUUGAUGAUUUUAUGAAAAUGCUAAUUGGAGAAGGUUUUGU
This is a messenger RNA of Ipomoea nil (Japanese morning glory), 1670 nucleotides long. Its product is annotated as choline/ethanolaminephosphotransferase 1-like. Bases 178 to 1362 code for a protein of 394 amino acids. Gene Ontology annotation, cellular component: membrane. The record is from RefSeq and is a predicted model, not a curated record. The transcript is spliced from 18 exons. Gene Ontology annotation, biological process: phospholipid biosynthetic process. Lineage: Eukaryota; Viridiplantae; Streptophyta; Magnoliopsida; Solanales; Convolvulaceae. Gene Ontology annotation, molecular function: phosphotransferase activity, for other substituted phosphate groups.